Molecule: messenger RNA, 525 nt
Organism: Cuscuta campestris
Lineage: Eukaryota; Viridiplantae; Streptophyta; Magnoliopsida; Solanales; Convolvulaceae
Source: the annotation of a GenBank genome assembly
AAAUGGUAAUUAACUCACUAAAGAUUUGAUUUUUUUUCUCCAUUUCUUUCUUUUUUUGUCCCCAAACCCACAAAUGGAGAAAGGAAUGGAUCAAUGGUAUAGACCAGAAGAGAUGCUUUCACAUGAGAUUUCAACUUCAAAUCUUUGGUCUCCCCCAGGCCAUGACCAGACAGAAAGACCCAAAAGACCCAAUCAACUCAGACUUGAUCCACACACAAAGAGAAAAUGCCAAGAAAGAGAGAUGCAAAAACACAAACAGAUCAAGCAGAUCAGAAACCCCGCCACUCUCCAUAAGAACCAGAAACAAAACAAAGAUCACUCGGCAAAAUCAAACAGAGAUGGCAUGAUGAGAUGAAGAAGAAACCAUGAAACUAAACCACCCAGAAAGGGAGAAGAAAGAAAGUAAGAAAUCAAGGGACACUAACUUGAUGAUGAUGAUGCAGCUCUUCAUGGGGAGAGAAAAAUGGCAACUUUUUGACAAUAGAAGAAGAAGACCACUGUCCUCCUCCAGAGAGACAAAAAUGG